Messenger RNA from Xyrauchen texanus (razorback sucker), 1352 nucleotides. RefSeq names its product LIM/homeobox protein Lhx5. Gene Ontology annotation, biological process: neuron differentiation; regulation of transcription by RNA polymerase II. Gene Ontology annotation, molecular function: DNA-binding transcription factor activity, RNA polymerase II-specific; RNA polymerase II transcription regulatory region sequence-specific DNA binding. The transcript is spliced from 5 exons. Bases 1 to 1206 code for a protein of 401 amino acids. Lineage: Eukaryota; Metazoa; Chordata; Actinopteri; Cypriniformes; Catostomidae. The record is from RefSeq and is a predicted model, not a curated record. Gene Ontology annotation, cellular component: nucleus.
AUGAUGGCUCACUGCGCGGGGUGUGAGAGGCCCAUUUUGGAUCGGUUUCUCUUAAAUGUUCUCGAUCGCGCAUGGCACGCCAAGUGUGUCCAGUGCUGCGAGUGUAACUGCAACCUGACUGAAAAAUGUUUCUCCAGGGACGGAAAGCUCUAUUGCAAAAUUGACUUUUUCAGGCGUUUUGGUACGAAAUGUGCGGGCUGUUUGCAGGGCAUUUCGCCCAGCGACCUCGUGAGAAGAGCGCGCAGCAAGGUGUUCCAUCUGAACUGCUUCACGUGCAUGGUGUGCAACAAAAAGCUGUCCACGGGCGAGGAGCUCUACGUCAUAGACGAAAACAAAUUUGUGUGCAAAGAGGACUUCCUGAGCGCGAGCGCUAUCAAAGAGGUCAAUUUAAACUCAGUGUCAUCGUGUACGGACCGGAGUUUAUCACCUGAUCUCCCGGAUCCGAUUCAGGACGACACGAAGGAGACGGACAAUUCUACAUCAUCAGAUAAGGACACUAACAACAAUGAAAACGAGGAGCAGAACUCGUGCGCGAAGCGAAGGGGCCCACGCACCACCAUCAAGGCCAAACAGCUGGAGACGCUGAAAGCCGCGUUCGUGGCUACGCCGAAACCUACGCGACAUAUCCGCGAGCAACUCGCGCAGGAGACCGGCCUCAACAUGCGAGUCAUACAGGUAUGGUUUCAAAAUCGACGGUCUAAAGAGCGAAGGAUGAAGCAGCUCAGUGCCCUUGGUGCCCGAAGGCACGCUUUCUUCAGGGGACCCCGCAGAAUGAGGCCACUCGGAGGAAGGCUAGAAGACCCUGACAUCCUGGGCCCUGGAGGAUACAGUUACUAUGGAGAAUACCAGGGUGACUACUACGGACCAGUGGUCAACUAUGACUUCUUUCCUCAUGGACCCCCUUCCUCACAGGCACAGUCUCCAGCCGAGUCCCCUUACCUCUUAAGCACGGGUACAGGAGCCCUGGAGGGUGGCCCGGUCCCUGGUCACCACCCCUCAGACAACCAAAGGUUCACGGACAUGAUUUCCCACGCAGACACCCCCAGCCCUGAACCAGGCAUGACUGGACCACUCCAUCCCAAUUCACAGGGGGAGGGCGGCUACGCGGGGGGUCCUAGUCCACCCUUCCCCCUGGCCAACAACACCAGUUACAGUGGCCCCAUGUCCCAUCCUGGUCAAGAGAUGGGGGAGAACACAGUUUGGUAGGGACGGGAAUUCUGGACAUGAGCGGUGGUCUGGGAUAAGGCCAUGGACUAUGGACAAACAGGGGCUCUUCACCCUUAACGGUCUACCCAAACCUUCCUCUAUCAGAGUUAUCACCUCAGUGCUACAGGUUACUGAGGCAGGGCUUA